Xyrichtys novacula (pearly razorfish) is the source of this 6411-nucleotide messenger RNA. The record is from the annotation of a GenBank genome assembly. Lineage: Eukaryota; Metazoa; Chordata; Actinopteri; Labriformes; Labridae.
GCUGGCUUAUUGUGUCGUUGGUCGGCAGAGGGAAAAAGCGAGCGAGUGAAUAACGGGAACUGGGUCGGUUUGGGAUAUUAAAUCACACCGAGGGAAACGCAGCUGAAGCGAGAGAGUUCCGAAUCUUUCAAAAAAGAGGUGAGCAGAAACAAAUAAACGUUUUAAUUUGUCAUUUGCGCAACUUUUGGAGUGGUUAGUGACCGUUAUUUUCCAGUGAAAAGGAUGUGGGACAUCAUAGAUGUAGUUUGGAGGACCAGUGAGCUGUUGGGCGGUUCACUCCUACUUCUCUACACUCAUCAUGUUUGUUUGUUGGGGUGUAAAUCUUUAAUUAUAGAUAAUAAAUUUGGACUAUUUAGUCUAAAGAAAUCAGUUAAACAAAGAUUUUCACUAUACACUGAGUGGAAACACUGCUACUCAUUCCUUGGUGGUUACAAUGAACACAAAAACAUCCAGUUUUAAUCUCUUUUAUCUGAGAUUUUCAAGACUUAAUCUGCAAACAAGUCUCUGUGUAAGUAUGUAUGCUGCCUCAUAGUAAACUGGUACUAAAGUUCAGCACUUGUUGCAUUAUUUCUGGAGCAUAGUUAGGAAACAUCCUGUGUGGAGGGGGAACCAGGUCCCUCUUCACAGCCUCACAGUGGGUGACUCCUUUGAGCUACAGCAGAGAUAAAAGGGUGAUUGUCCCAAAUCUCACCCACUGUCCAGAAAGAGAAAAAAGCUCUGCAGCAUCUUGCAAUUUUACCUUGAACAAUGCAACUUCUGUGUGCUUUCAGCUGUGGUUCUUUUUGUGUUAUUUCAGCUGGCCUUGAACUUUUGAUAAGCAUGAAAAAGUGAGUUUAGAUUUUAACAAAAUGAGUGCAAAGUGAGUUUAUUAUCUUGUCCCUUUUCUUACUUUAGGAACCACCUCCACUUGAUGUCUGCCGAUGGAGCACUAACCUUUGGAGCAGAGAGACAGAAAAUAAGAUGCUCCACUCCUUCCUCUUGGGCUCUCCACUCCGUUCACUGAGCUUCAUUUAGAUUUCUGCUGUUUUUACAUGAUUACACUCAUCCAUAGCUGUUUUGGUUACCUCUUGGUGUAGACAGUCGAUAUUUAAAAAAUGGCAAACAUCUGCCGAUAUGGCAGCUUCACCCACGCCGUGGUGCGAGGCAUCCCGGAGACCUUUGGAAAAGCGGAGGUGGUAGAUGGGCAAGAGAACGGCGACAUAUCUGUGGACCUGGCCAAAGCGCAGCGUCAGUUUGGGUGCCUGACAGGGGCUCUAAGGCAGAAAGUAGGCCUGCAGCUGAUCGAGAUCCCCCCUGACCCCGAGCUGCCGGAGAGCUGGAGGAUAGAGGAUGUGGCCGUCAUCCAGGGAGACACAGCACUCAUCACCAGACCCUACAAACAUCAGAGACGCAGUGAGGUAUCACAGUGGAGACCCAAAUGGCUCUGUUGAUCAGUUUUUCACCCUAGACCGGUGGUUCUCAACUGGUCUCACUCUGGGACCCACAUUUUCCCAUGGUCUUUACGUCGCGACCCACUUUUACAGAAUUCAGACCAAGAAAAUUCAUUUUUUAUAUUAAAAAUAAACUUUUAAAGACUCUAAUCUUCAACAUAAAACCUCUUCUUUUAUUGAGUAAAGUGCAUUUCAGAGCACAUGGAGACAACAUGAGGACGACAACUACAGAAAACAUCAAAUAUCUAAUAAAUUUUGCAUCAACUAUUUACUAUUUUGACCAGCUGAUCGUGACCCAUCCAGAACGUGUCCACGACCCACUUUUGGGUCGGGACCCACCAGUUGAGAACCACUGCCCUAGAGGCAGGUUUGCUGUCUGGCCCAGUGUAAGAGUUACAAAGGAAUUAUCUUGAGAAAACUCGUCAUCAUGGUAAAAGUUUUUGUUUUUCAAUGUUGGUGGAACUAUUUCUGUUAUUCUUAUUAAAUAAACCUGUUGGAGACGAGCUUGAAAUCCUUCCUAAGAUAUUGACCUAUUUAGAGAAAUGUUUCUGAUGUUCCUUGGAGGAAUUUUAAACUUGUCCACUGUCUAAAAAGGCCAUAAAAAGGCUGAUUUAUUGGGUAAGAUCAUAUUAUCCUUGUUUUUCUGGAGCUAUUAAGACCGUGAUUAUCAGGGGAAGCUCAUACUUGCUCUGUAGCCACUUGUAAAUGGUUGAGUUUAACUUAACUGUCUUGUGACUGUGUGUCUUUCUCUCCAGGCGGAGGCAGUGAGGAGGGUGAUGUCAGAGCUCAACCUGACGGUGGUGGAGAUGGGGUCCAAUGAAGCAGACUCAGGAGGCGCCACACUGGAGGGCAGCGACGUCCUCUUCACGGGGAGGGAGUUUUUCGUCGGCCUCUCCUCUCACACCAAUCGCAGAGGGGCUGAAGUACUGGCAGACACUUUCAGGGUAGGAAGCAUUAAGAGGAGAUGUUGCAGUGACUUCAGGUACUAUCAGUCUUACAUCCUUUAAAUCACUGCAAGGUUCUUUUUAGCAGUUAUUGAUUGUUGCGUUAUUAAGAGUCUCAGACAAGCGCUGACACUAAUAAACCACAAAAUAAUCAAUACUUAGAUUUUUUUAAUCAGGCCACAAAAAAAAAGUCAAAGUGCCAAGAUGCUUGUCAGUGAAGUGACCCAGCUGCCAAAGUGAGCAGGUGGCACUUUGCUGUAUUGCAUUGGGGGGAUUGCAGCCUGUAAACAGUGAUGAAUGAGGCUGUUUUAUUGACCAAACAAUGAAGAACGCACAGCAGGGCCCCCUCUGACUCCACACAGCCAUUAGUAUUGAUUUCUUUCUCUUAAGUGCAACAUACACACUCGUGCCUCUCUCAACACACACACUUACACUUGCAUCUACUCGGGUGAAGUGUGUGUUUGUGUUUGCAAGUGCUUGUGUGUGAAUUAGUAUGCAUUGGAGGGAUCGUGUGGUCAGAGAAUGGUGGUGCAGUGGUUCGUCCACCAGAGCAGGUAGUCAAAGAUGAAGCAAAAGCCUCUUUCCUGAAUAUUUGAUGUGAAAUGGUUUCAUUUUUGAGGUUUGUAGGGACAUGGUAAAGGCGGGAUAUUAGAGUCCAAGAAAAGACAUGCAACUAUUUCAGUGUGCUGCGGCUAAAAAGAACUUAAAAGGAUCUUAUGUAGGAGGAUUCACCUGCUGUGUGUGAGCCUCUUUCAGAGUAUCUGAAGUUGUAUGAAUCCUUGCAGCACUCACAGUAUUUGAAGGUUAUUUAGACGAAUGCAUGACUGCCUAUGAUCCCUGAAUCCACACUGCAGGCUCCUUUAUGUGGUAAAAGUCCGACUCUAUGUUGUGAGUACAGAAUCUCUGCUGUGUGGAAAAAGCUUUCCAGGCCACUGCUGCUCAACCAGAUAAGGAAUGCUGUUAGUGUUGAUUAAACGUUUACGCCUCCAUCUGUCCAGGACUUCGCUGUGUCCACUGUUCCGGUCUGCGGUGGAGCUCGGCUGAAGAACAUCUGCUCCAUGGGGGGUCCAGACACGAUCAUUAUCAACGACAGUGACGGGGCCAAGAAGACUCUGAGGGUACGUCUGUGUGUUUACAUCUUAUCUUUGAGUGUGCAUGUGGGGUUUACAUGGAUAUAUACAACCUCUCCUCCCAUUACCAUGUGUCAGAAAAGGAGAUUUUAAGAAGAUCCUGAAAGUUGCCUCCUGUUUUGAAGUUUUGAACUGACUCUGAUUAUUUUAAAGUCAUAGUUUGUGAUCUUUGAUGCAGCUUGUGUUGUCCUUCUCACUGUCCUCAUAAGAACUGCACAUACUGAAGCUUCCAUACAGCUGAGGUCAUCUUAAUAACAGCAAUAAUGUUGCCUUGGAGUCAGCGUGUAAUGCUGGGAGUGGUUGUCUAAAAUACAUGUGUGUGUUAGGGUGUUACUCAGUCAUAGCCAUGACGUGUGUCGUGUGUGCGCUUCAUCCAGAUGAUGGAACAGCUGACCGAUCACCACUAUGAAGUCCUCACUGUUCCUGAAGAAUCAGCAGCAAACUGCGUCUACAUCAGAGGCCCGUCCAAUCAGGACUUCCUGCUCCACCGGCCCACAGAGGAAUGUCCUGACAGCGUCUCUGUGAGUGCAGCUCAGGCUCUGGCUUUUAUUACAGGCUGCUGUUUGGAAACACAGUCACAGCUACAGUGAAGCUUACAGGCUCACAGGCAUAUUGAAGAAAGAUGUGCAAAGAGGAAACUAUGGAAGUGAAAAUAUCCUUAAUUUUAGUUCCUAUUUUGAGUUAAAGCUGAGAAAAUACUGGAUAAUUCUGUUCCAAUAUAUUUACCGUAUACACACAAAGGACUCAUUUGUUGUCUUAGGUAAUGGAGGCAUUGUUUUCCAUAACACCUCAUCAUAUAUUAGAGUGAAAUUACAACAAAAAAGCAUUGAUUUCUAACUGUUUUUCAUCUAUAACAUGAACAUAACAUUUUUUAUCAAAGCACUUUUUAAAAAAAGUCUCCAAUCAGAAACCAAACAAGAAAGACGGUGCCUAUUCUCUCGGCAGCCUGAGCCUAUAGCAGGAUGUGCUGGUCCAAGCCUGAGCCUGUCCUAAGAACAGGGCUCGACAGUGCAACCAUUUCACUCGCAUUUGCAAUUAAAAAUAGAUGUGUGCGAAUUGUAAGAUGUAUUUAGGAUCACAUGUGCGCUUAAAAAAAAUUCAGCCGAGGCAACAAAUGUUUUUUCAUGUAAAUACCGCAGUGAAGUUAGUUUUAUGAUGGAUAUUCAACGGACAUUCAUUGUGGCUCGACCGGUGUCUUCUCACUCUCCCGGAAAUAGCAACAACAGCAGCAGCGCGGUUGAAUCUACUCGGCAUCCUUGCUUUCAAUGUCGGGUGUUGAAUAAGGGACCGUUAAUAAAUUACCGGUUGAUGUUCUCAGAAAAGCCUGUUUUCCUUCAAUAGCUUCCAUGUCACAUGACCAAUUGACUUAAAAUUGAUUUCGGAUAAUAGUACUAAGGUCGAACGAUAAGACACACCUCUUUAUUUUCCUAAUUUGUCAUCUAAAAAAUGUUGAUGUUAAAUUUAAAGGCAAAUUUUGAACACUUUAUUUAAUAGCUUCCAUGUCAUGUGACCAAAAGACCUAAAAUUGAUUUCAAAUAAAAGUAUUUAUGUCGACCAAUAAGACACACAUUAUUCGAUCAAUCUUCAUUGUGCGCCUAAAUUUCUUUGUGCGCUCCUCACUUUCUCAACUUAGGAGCACAUGCCCUCCUUGUGAAAAAAAGUUAGUGUCAAGUCCUGCCUAAGAAUAAGCUUUUAAGGCUACUUUUAAGAUUAGAGAGGGUGUCUGCCUCCUAUGGGUAAAUCAGAGGGCCCUGAUAACUAAAGGCUUUGCCUCCCAUACCACUUAUAAAGACAGCAGGCCUGCACACUGGGAGCAUAUUUUACAGUCUCAAAGAGAUUUAAUGAAAGAUGCUUCGUCUGUUCUGCUGCAAUGAUUUCCACUGAUACAAUAUUUCCUUCUUUAAAUACCUCUUACUUCUUCCAUUGACUGGAUCCAAAGUGUUCCCUCACCGUGAUAAUGAUGAUGAUGAUGAUGAUGACGGAGAUAAUGAGCAGGGUGUUUCCUUUGUCAUCUCUGCAGGCCUUCCAGAAGCUCCAGGACUACACCCUCCUGCCUACAGCCUGCAGCGAGGCCUCCAAACUGGGAGCCUCUCUGUCCUCACUCUGCCUGCUCAUCAACAGAAAACACACAUAUUUCUGAAAACACACUUUAUACAUGUUGCAGACCCGCACACACACACAUUGAACUGAUGAUAUUGAAGGAAAAAAAUGGGCCCUGUCACAUUUUUUCCCCCUCAUACUUAAAUUCUUUUCUAUUUGUUGCUCAUAGAAAACCACUGCCACACAGCAUCCAAAUGUAACGCCUGCUCACAGACUUGUUGCACAGCUGCUCCCCCUGCUGGACAAACAUUGCAGCAUGCAGGUUUCGGCACAAACGUUUGACAUUUCUUUUCCAUUAAAACCACUAAAACCAGCUGUAGCUUUGCACUGUUUCUGUAGAGAUGACCACUGAGCUGACUGAUCACUUUGACUAAAGCUGACAGAAGUAUGAAAACAAAACAAGAACGCAAAUUGAUAUCUGCAUCAAUCAACCAAAGUACAAAUGUAGGCAAAUGAAUGAAAGUAAGGCCUUAAAACACUUUUAUUUCAUUCUCUGUCUGUUUUAACUUUAAAUAUAACAAUAGCUUUUUAUUAUUUGAUAAAUUAACUUAAUUUUUUAUUGUAUUUUCUGAAGGCAGUGUUAGUCAAUCCCAUGUGGUACCUAAAACUCCUAUCUGCAGAUUUGUGCUGAUGUAUUUCUCAUGUUCCAUAUAUUUUUUCCACUUCUCUUCAACUUAUAGUGACUUUACUGUCUUCAUUACAGCCUCAUGUAGCUGCUAAGAACAGAAUUCGAUUUCUAAGACUGUUUUAGCUGUAUGUACGAGUUUGUAGUGUAGAGAUGACAAUAAAACUCACCUCAAAACAGAA